This is a messenger RNA of Quercus lobata, 1954 nucleotides long. RefSeq names its product EH domain-containing protein 1-like. Gene Ontology annotation, cellular component: plasma membrane; cytoplasm. The transcript has 16 exons. The record is from RefSeq and is a predicted model, not a curated record. Bases 61 to 1698 code for a protein of 545 amino acids. Gene Ontology annotation, molecular function: protein binding; calcium ion binding; GTP binding. Lineage: Eukaryota; Viridiplantae; Streptophyta; Magnoliopsida; Fagales; Fagaceae. Gene Ontology annotation, biological process: endosomal transport; endocytosis.
GUUCUCUCUCACUUUCAAAUUUCAAUCUCUCUCUCUCACUCUCUCUCUCUUCUCUCAAAAAUGGAGAUCGGGUCGGGUCCGAUCGGUUCGACUUCGAAAGAUCACCAGGCGAUCUACCAGGAAUGGUUCAACUUUGCCGAUUCAGAUGGAGAUGGCCGUAUUACUGGAAAUGAUGCCACUAAGUUCUUCGCCAUGUCGAAGCUUUCUCGUCCUGAACUCAAACAGGUUUGGGCACUUGCAGAUUCAAAACGACAAGGGUUUUUAGGCUUUACUGAGUUCAUCACCGCGAUGCAGCUGGUUUCCUUGGCGCAAGCAGGACAUGAAUUAACCCUGGAUAUCAUUAAAACUGCAGCCAAUGUUGAGAAUAUUAAUCCUCCAUUGAUGGAAGGUUUGGACAGUUUAGUAGCUAAAACCAAGGCUUUGACGAUAAAUGGCCACCCUGAAGUAAAUGGAAGCAUUCAGCCUCAACCACCACCACCAACUCAAUGGUUUGGUUCAAAAUCAGCAAAGAAUAUUCCUUCCAAUGCAGUUACAUCAAUUAUUGAUGGCUUGAAGAGAUUGUACAUUGAAAAGCUAAAGCCACUGGAAGUUGCAUAUCGUUUUAAUGAUUUUGUCUCUCCCCUGAUGACAAACAGUGAUUUUGAUGCUAAACCCAUGAUCAUGCUUUUGGGUCAAUAUUCAACUGGGAAGACAACUUUUAUAAAACAUUUGCUAAAAUGCGACUACCCAGGUGCUCACAUUGGACCAGAGCCUACAACAGACAGAUUUGUUGUUGUUAUGUCUGGACCUGAUGAGAGGAGUAUUCCUGGGAACACCAUAGCUGUCCAUGCUGAGAUGCCAUUUAGUGGAUUGACAACUUUUGGAGGAGCAUUCUUGUCAAAAUUUGAGUGUUCCCAAAUGCCGCAUCCUUUGUUAGAUCAAAUUACAUUUGUGGAUACUCCUGGGGUUCUAUCUGGAGAAAAGCAACGAACACAAAGAAGUUAUGAUUUCACUGGUGUUAUAUCAUGGUUUGCAGCUAAAUGUGAUCUCAUUCUUCUUCUGUUUGAUCCCCAUAAACUUGACAUCAGUGAUGAAUUUAAGCGUGUUAUUGCAUCUUUGCGUGGUCAUGAUGACAAGAUACGUGUUGUUCUAAAUAAAGCAGACCAAGUUGAUACCCAACAACUGAUGAGAGUUUAUGGAGCAUUGAUGUGGUCUUUGGGGAAAGUUUUGAAUACUCCAGAGGUUGUCCGUGUUUAUAUUGGGUCAUUCAAUGAUAAACCUGUUAAUGAGGCAGCUAUGGGCCCGAUAGGGGGGGAUCUUUUUGAGAAAGAACAGGAUGAUCUCCUUGCAGACUUGACUGAUAUUCCAAAGAAAGCUUGUGAUCGUCGAAUCAAUGAAUUUGUAAAACGUGCUAGAGCUGCUAAGAUCCAUGCUUAUAUAAUUAGCCAUCUUAAGAAAGAGAUGCCUGCGAUGAUAGGCAAAUCUAAGACUCAACAACGACUAAUUGACAACCUGGAAGAGGAAUUUGGAAAGGUCCAGAGGGAGUUCCAUCUUCCUGCAGGUGACUUCCCAAAUGUUGAGCAUUUUAGAGAGGUCUUGAACGGUUACAACAUCGACAAGUUUGAGAAAUUGAAGCCUAAAAUGAUUCAAGCUGUAGAUGAUAUGCUUGGUUAUGAAAUCCCAGAGCUCUUGAAGAAUUUCAGAAAUCCUUAUGACUAAAAAUGUUGCUACUUAUAUAAGGCUUGGUGUGGAAAUAGUUUUGCUGUUACAUGCUACCUACUAAGCUUGUCCAGCUUAGAUGUUUUGUUAUGUAUUGUUUGUCUAUAUUUGUAAGACUUGCAUGUUGAAAUGCAUCUUUAGUGGGAAUUGGGGAUUGUUUUGGGGUUUAGCUAGGGAUAGGCUUAUCCUAAAUAGUGAGAGAUUGGAACAAUUAUUUCUAGUUUUAAAUUGAGAAGUCACUAUCAUCUGCCAUCUA